UAUUUAAAACCAACAGGUAUUCUUCGUAACCAUUUUUUUCUUCACACUUCGCUUUUUCACUUUUCUCUGUCUCCUUCUCCCCCACCUCUGACCUUCCCUUCUUUCUCUUCCACACCAUCCCCUUCUGUCUGUUUUCCUCUCUGCUCUACCGAUAACGAGAUGAUAGAAGACGAGUGGGUUAAAGCGGCCUUCUCGGACGAUUAUUUGGUGGCCGAGUUGUUGAUGCGUCUCAACAAGGCGGAAGAGCACGCGUCCCCGACGGUGAAGAGGCUGGCGGCGGUGCCUCCGCUCGGCUGGGGCGUAAGACAGCCGCGGUCCAAGCAGGUAGUGAGAUGCAAUAUUGUGCAGGCGAAGAAGGAAGGUGAGUCGUCGACACGGGCGAGUCCCACCACGCCACUGUCGUGGAGCGGUGGCAAGUCUUUUAGUGGUGGUGCAGCCGACGAUGGGUGCGAAGAGUCGAGCAAACCAGCCAAGAGGCCAAGCGGCGGGAGAUCUAAGGUCACCCCCACAAACGAAAACACUACCGCCACCACCACCAUCACCACCACUAGGAGAUCAAGAAGGAAGAAGACAUUUGCGGAACUCAAAGAAGAGGAGAGUUUACUGUUGAAAGAAAGGACGCAUUUGAAAAGGGAAUUGGCAGCACUACGGAUCACUUUGGAGGAACAGAGAACACGAAAUGAGAACUUGAAGAGAAGGAAGCUCGAUUUGCAAAACCAAUCGGCUAACAAAGCAGUCACGCCAAAGGAACCACUCUGUGAUGGACCCCAACAUAUUGAAUCAGUAUCAGUUGUGGACACUCCUACAGGCGAGCCAACAACUGCCCCACCCAAUGAGCUUGAUGCUGCAGUAUGUUCAUCUCCUCCUUCCGAAUCGCACGAAGUACGAAAUAAAGAUGUUUGUAGCAGGGAGAGUCUCUUUGUACUGCCUGAUCUAAAUCUGCCUCUGGAAGAUGAUUCCGGCCCCGAGGAUUUAUAUGGAAUGAGCUAGGAAAGAUAACCCACAAUCAUCUUCUCUUUUCUCCAAGCAACAGUCACUGAAUCAGAAGCUCAAUCAAAAGGGGAUACGCCAUGGCACUGAUGACCCUGCAAGUUGGGCGAGUUGUCCUAACUGUACAUAGGAAGAAUCCAUAUCUUCCAUUGGAGGAAAAAUUAGAAAUAAUACCGCCGACUACAGUUGCUGAUUGUUGGCGGUGAGUCGCGAAGAAGGUACUGAGGGCAGAGCGUUGUAGGGAUCCUAACCAUUAGAUGUUGAUAGAUUCUUUUUUGUAGGUUUCUGCAUUUGUCCAGAAUUCUUUGGGGCCGACCCUCAUUACUUGUUUUUUUCUAAUAUUUUUCCUCGAAACAGUUACAUAUAAAAGUGUAAUUAAAUGAAUCAUGGAGGGCUCAGAUAAUGGGCACCUCUCUUGAAACAUUUUGUAUCUAAACCGGACAGAGUUUCUGUUCCCCACUAGCUGCUGGAUUAGUUUUUUUCUC
Nelumbo nucifera (sacred lotus) is the source of this 1475-nucleotide messenger RNA. RefSeq lists its product as uncharacterized. The record is from RefSeq and is a predicted model, not a curated record. NCBI's taxonomy places the organism in Eukaryota, Viridiplantae, Streptophyta, Magnoliopsida, Proteales, Nelumbonaceae.